Oryzias melastigma (Indian medaka) is the source of this 1532-nucleotide messenger RNA. RefSeq lists its product as uncharacterized. Lineage: Eukaryota; Metazoa; Chordata; Actinopteri; Beloniformes; Adrianichthyidae. The record is from RefSeq and is a predicted model, not a curated record. Bases 103 to 987 code for a protein of 294 amino acids. The transcript has 3 exons.
UGCCUUCAGCCACACGUCGGCGUUCCCAGAGCCUGUCAGGAAGAGUCGCAUGAAUGUUAGUUACGAAAAUUGGUUGAAACAGAUGCCGUGAAGGCGUCAGAGAUGGCAGAUUCGCUGAGUUUGCCCGAAGAAGAGACAGAAUUCAGAAAGAUGGUGGCACAAAUCGGCGGCGAAGACAGGAUUUAUCUGGUCGGUGAGGCGCACCGAGGAGAGGCGACGGACGGAGAUGAUGACAUCGGACUCUUUUACGAGUUCAUCCGUGACAUGUUUAACAAAAACGUCCCGGUGCUCUGCAAGAAGCAGCCGCAGCGCUCCCGUCACGAGAAGGACUGCAAAGUGGAGACCGGGGAAAGCAGCGAAACGCCUUCAGGAGUGAAGUCCAAGGAUGAGGGGUCAAAAGCGCACGAGGAGGAGAAGCGACCAGCGAGCAAGGCAGCGAGGAGGCCAAACGUUUACAGCAAAAAGCGGGCGAUAGACUCCCGCAUCAUCGUCUUCAUCUUCACGCAGACUUUUAUCAGCCACGACACGAAUGAGGGGUGUUUGAUAGAGAUCCUGAAGGACGUAAAGGCGCGCACAAAACGCGCGUCACCCCCCCGGCCCGCUCUGAUUGGACUGGUCCGAACCACGCAGGAGAGCGCGGAGACUCACAGGUGCGCGCAGGUCCUGGAGAUGCACCUGCGCGCAGUUUUCCACAAACAUCCAUCUGAAGCCGUGUGGGUCGACUGCUUCCUCCCGAAGACGGAGGCCAAAAUUCUCAGCAUCAAGAAAAAUGUUUGCAAAGUUGUUUGGGCAUCUCAGGCAGCAGAUAAUACCAGGGAUAAAAGAGACCAGUCCCUGUGUCCAUUUUGGUUCAGGAGAAGGGAAUCCAGCAGACAGAAUAAUAAUAAAUCUUCAAACAGUCAGCAAAAAGGUGAAACAGAAAACUCAGAAGAAGGAAUCCCUCUGAAAACCAAUGUCACUUCUGCUGAACCUGAUGUGAAUGGAUAGUCAGCCGACAUGGAUGCUGGGAAACGGGACCGGCUGCAGGCCAUCACUGUGAACAAUUGGGUUUUCACUGUGAAAAGUAAAAACCUUUUAAAGCUAAUGUAGCCUUAAAUUUGAUGCUGAAGAGUAGAAUGGUGAGCUGAAAGCUUAGGGGAUUCUUAAAGUUUACUUUUGAUUACACAAAAGCUCAAUAUCAGCUGACCUUUUAGUCUGAAAUUAAUCAUUGCACACUGAAAAGGUUUGGUUUAUGUCAAAUCUUGGUUUCAGCAUUGACUUAAUGUUAGUUUAAUAUUGACAGUAAAGAUCUAGAAGCAUCUGCUUCCUAAAGUGUGCCAGUAUUUCAAGUUCGGUGUUACUGUAAGCAAAAGAUUCCUGACUAAGAAUCCUGUUCAGGAACCUGCUGAACAGGAAUAUAAAGUAAUUAAAACUAUUAGAUUUUUAUUUCAUUUCAUUUUAAAGUGACAUUUUUUUUGUUUUACAUAUUUUAGUACAUUUGAUAAGCCUUGUUGACAUGACUAAUAUUUGUAAUAAACAUGUAAUAUAACUUG